AUGAAUUUGGAAUAUUUUGAUACAAAUGGAAAUGUGACGGAUAGCCCUUGUACUUCUUCAUCUACUAAUGAGAGCGAACGGUUUGAAUGCCCGAAAAUAUGCAUAAUUUGCAAUUUGCCGGCUACUGGUUAUCAUUAUGAUGUUGCUUCAUGCACUGGCUGCAAGACAUUCUUCCGACGGACCAUCACCGACGGUCGGAGAUUCGCUUGCAAUAAAAAAGCGGAUUGUUUUGAGGAAUGGCGAAAUGAAAUUGAAGGAAAAGUGAAACGCAUAUGCCAAUCUUGUCGAUUUGAUCGAUGCGUGGAAGCUGGAAUGAAUCCAAGAGCUGUUCAGGCGGAAAUCAAAAACGAUGAAGGGCGAGAAUUGAUCAGAGAGGUGAUUGCGAGGCAGAAGCAUAAGCAGGAGCAGAUGGUCAUUGAAAAGAUCUACAAAAAUGUGGGAACAAUGGAAUCGAAGGUCACGCUGAUAAUCAACACGCUUGAUUAUAUUGAGCGUCUUGUACAACCGAUUUGGGAGAACGGGGUCCCAUUCGGCUAUAUUGAUGUGAGGACCCUCAAUGAUUUGAUCAACUCGCAACCGGUUUUCGAAAUUGAGCGAAUUCCGAAUUUGGUCAAAUUGCCGCCGAGAUUUAAAUGCGAUGACGAUCGUCGGAAAAACCAUGCGACUCGCACGAAAUACCUUCAUGGCAGCAUUCUAGCUAGUAUUGAACUGGCCAAGUGUUUGGAAUUCAUCGAUCAACUGGAUCCCGAUAGCAAGAUUGCUCUUCUCAAACAUGUCACACUAAUCAGCUCGAAUCUCAUGAACGCGUACUUCUCGGUGAAUAUCAUGAAGGCCGACCGGCUUCUUCUUCCCGAUGGAAGUCCGGUUAGCUGCAGCAAACCUCCGCAGAAUGCUGAAGAAGUGGAUUACUACAAGAAUCACAGCCAAAACAUCCAUAUGGCUGUGGCAACUCUACUUCGAACCCAAUUGGACCAUGUCGAAUAUUUGUUGUUGAAGGCGAUUUUUAUAUGUAAUCCAGCGAUUCGCGGUCUAUCAUCACAUGGCCAAAUUAUCAUUGAACGCGAGAGGCAGAAGUACUCGCAAUCGUUGUUUAAUUAUUGCAUGGUUCAACGCGGUGUCGUCAAUGGUCCGUCGCGAUUUUGCGAUUUGAUCGGAAUCUCGACGAGUCUCGAAUCGAUGCAAAAGUAUCAGAAGGAUCAGCACGUGUUCCUGAAGGCGCUUCGAUUCGCCAAACACCACGCACACCAUGAGCAUAAGCAUCGACAUCGCGGACCACGAUGGCUAUUCGAUGAGAUUUUGGAGGAUUAG
Molecule: messenger RNA, 1308 nt
Organism: Caenorhabditis bovis
Lineage: Eukaryota; Metazoa; Nematoda; Chromadorea; Rhabditida; Rhabditidae
Source: the annotation of a GenBank genome assembly